Messenger RNA from Drosophila yakuba, 1275 nucleotides. Its product is annotated as lipase 3. Gene Ontology annotation, molecular function: hydrolase activity, acting on ester bonds. NCBI's taxonomy places the organism in Eukaryota, Metazoa, Arthropoda, Insecta, Diptera, Drosophilidae. Gene Ontology annotation, biological process: lipid metabolic process. The transcript has 3 exons. The record is from RefSeq and is a predicted model, not a curated record. The coding region runs from base 1 to 1275 and encodes 424 amino acids.
AUGUAUAGAUCUCACAUCGCUGUCUGUUGUGCCUUAGUUGGCAUUUUCCUGGGAGCAGUGGUUCAGUGUGCUCCUUUUCCAGAUGAUCCUGCAGAGGUCGCCAACUUUUAUGAAUUGUUCAAUAACCCCGAUGCUCUCCUAUCGCUGACCAAUGGCCCCGACACUAUUCAUUUCAUCGAGGAACAUGGCUAUCCAGCUGAGCGACAUUAUGUGACCACUGAAGAUGGCUACAUCGUCAGCCUCUUCCGAAUUCCGUACUCGCACAAUCUCCAGAACCAGGACGAAAAGAGACCAAUUGCUUUUAUACAGCACGGUCUAUUUGCCAGCUCCGACUUUUGGCCAAGUUUGGGACCGGAUGAUGGGCUUCCAUUCCUGCUCGCCGAUGCUGGAUACGAUGUUUGGAUCGGCAAUGCUCGAGGAAAUAGAUAUUCGAGAAACCACACCUCUCGCUCGACAAGUCAUCCGGACUUCUGGCGCUUCAGUUGGCACGAGAUUGGAUACUUUGACAUCGCCGCCGCCAUUGAUUACACCCUGUCCACGGAGAACGGAAAGGAUCAGGAGGGUAUCCACUACGUAGGACACUCCCAGGGCACCACAGUGAUGUUUGUGCUGCUGUCUUCAAGGCCGGAAUAUAACGACAAGAUCAAGACGGCUCACAUGCUGGCUCCGGUGGCUUUUAUGAAUCACAUGGACGAUGCCAUGGUCAACACCUUGUCUCCUUACCUGGGCUUCAAAAAUGUCUACUCGACACUUUUCUGUUCCCAAGAGUUCUUGCCGCACAACGACUUCGUCCUGGCUCUGAUGUACAGUGUUUGCCUGCCGGGUUCGAUUGUUUACAGAUUUUGCAGCAGCGGUAGUGAAACAACUGAGGAAACAGGAAGAACUAACUCAACCGCCACUGCAUUGACGUCUGGAGUGAUGCCUGCUGGUGUCUCCACGGAUCAAAUCCUGCACUACAUGCAGGAGCAUCAAUCGGGACAUUUUCGGCGUUUCGAUUUCGGCACCAAGAAGAAUCAGAAGGCUUAUGGAGCGGAAACCCCAGAGGAUUAUCCAACUGAGCUGAUCACAACUGAGAUGCAUCUGUGGUAUUCGGACAACGAUGAGAUGUCCGCAGUUGAGGAUGUCCUGCGGGUGGCCGAAACGCUGCCCAACAAGGUGAUGCACCACAUGGAGGAUCCACUGUGGGAUCAUAUGGACUUUGCGCUGAACUGGGAGGUGCGUCAUUAUAUCAAUGAUCCUAUAGUUACCAUUCUGAACGAGUACGAGGGAAAGUGA